GGGCACUGGUGGGUGACAUCUAUUCUCGUUUAUUGAAUCCUUCAUUGUCGGUUUGUUCACAACUCUGUGUUCGUACAUUGGAUGGCUCGUAAGAUCUUAUAAUGGGGGUGCGAUCCUUCCUUACAAAUGCUACGCAGUCUAUACUUGCCAAAUAAUCCCAUCGGACCUGUACCCGAAUGCAGUUCUACAACCAGCUGCACAAGGAUCUUUUAAAAAAAUGCUAGAAGCAAGAAGCUACCAGUCAAGAUCGUCACUUUACGUAUCUACCCAACGAUUGCAAGGGAUAAGGUCAUACUGACUGUUCACUAGUCAGCAAGGCAUCGUCUGUCGCGCACGCACGUUUAAAUCGCGUCUUCUUGACACUUCUCGCCAACUCGACGCAACAGCCACCAAAAACGUCAAACUAGUACCCAACCAGUCGCGUAGUUGGCUUUGCAUCCGAUGGCCUCUUGAAACCGGCAAACAGUCUAGAUCCUUCACUGCUCUGGUGUGAACCACAACAUUUAGACGAGGAAACGUUCACCUGAUCAAAAAAAGUCGCAGCGCGUGCAUGUGCAAACAUAUUUUGUUGGGGCGUUGCGCUCGUUACGAGACAUUUUGCCAAUCAGGUGUUGUUCCGGUUGACCAGCCACCAUUCAGCCCCGCAACGGGAUGAUCUUGAUACGAACCCCUGCCGUCUGGAAUGUUAGAACCGGCCGCUUUGACAGUCGAAUUGGUGGUGUAAGGCGGUCGGAUCUUCAGGUGUUGCACUAGGCUUCCUAAGUGGGAUAGAGAAACGACUACUCGCACAAGUAAUGAAAUUAGUUCUGCAAUAACUAACAUGUUCAUUGGCCAUAUUUUAGGUUCAGUAUACUGCGGUGGUCGAAGAACGGAGGAUGGAACGCGAAUGGAAACGUCCAUUCCAAAGUCCGACGCCGAAAAAGGCUAUUCCCCCCGGAGAGCAGUCCGAUAUUAUUGGGCGCCCACGGAAUGGACCUUGGAUUGCGAGUCUGACGUAUAAAAAUGGCGACCCAGACCGCAGCGACUUUUCAUAUCGUCUCUUUAAGUCCAGGCUUAACAUUAGCAGGGUUCAACAAUCCAGGCACCUUGCUCAUCGUUCCCAACGACCACCAUGUCGACACCGUCAGCAUCCACCCCCGACGGCGGCACGCCAACUGAAUUUCCACCGAUCCCCAAUAACGGCGACUCGUCGUUACAACGUCUUAAGAAUGUACCGGGUUACUCUACUCCCGUGUUCAAGGGAAAAGAGGAGCAGCGUGCCAAAGUACAAGCAACUGUAGUUCAGAAGGGUUUCAUCCCACGUGAACUUGUAUCAAACGAGGUCAACUGGUUCUACACUUUCCUCGGCAUCGACGACACCUAUUUCCACUCGGAGACCGUUGAAGUCAUCGCCGACCAUAUCAUCGCGCUCUACGGCGCCAAAGUGCUUGCAUAUACCAAGCGCGAUCCAUCCAAGCUAGUCAUCGACCUCGAAAAUAUCGAUCCGAAGAGUAAUGGCGCGACAUUCAUCCAUACCAGUUCUCCGGGCAAGACCGUCACAGAAGGUCCGGGUUCGGUUUGCGAGAAUAGAAUUGAUGCACUGUAUUUGGACAAGUCAACACCUGAGCAUGCUUACAGGUUGGAGACCUAUCGUUCGCUUGGCUCCGUUUCUGCUACAGCAUCUCAACAAUUGAGAUGUUACUUCAUUACGAAGUGCAAGUUCCCUGUGAAACCGCCUGCGUCAGCUCGCAGCGACGGCAAAACGGACAUCCGAACUGUAUCAGAUCCAGUAUUUCUCGAGAAGGCGAGCGCAAACACCAUCGAGAUCUACCAAAGUGUCAUGUGGAAUGUCGAGAAGCGCUACGGCCCCGUCAUAGAAGUAUUCGAGGUCGAAGGUAGCAGAGAACGCAGGCUCGUGAUUGGUUACAAGAUGGGCGGCACCACCAAGUUCUUCAGCGCGCUAUCCAAUUUGUACCACUUCUACUCCCUCUAUUCUACCCGGAAGUAUGUCGAACAAUUCAGCAAUGGCAUUACGAUCAUAUCAUUGUAUCUGAACCCCUUGCCGAACGCAAACGCUCCUCCAAUCGAGCACUCUAUUUUCCAAGUCAUGAAAGAGGCGUCUUUGCUCUACACUCUUCCUGACAACCCCUUCUUUUAUGCCGGUUCUGGUGCUUCAAGUGGACACGCUGUCCAAGAAGCCGUAUACGCAUAUUGCGGAUGGGUAUUCGCGCAACAUUUCUGUAACCGACUUGGUCAGGCGUACUUGAGCCUGAAAAACAUCUUGGACGAGAACAACCCCACACACGCUGAAGUUCUCAACGAUAUCAAGAGGAGGUUCAGGGAGGAGACGUUCACUCGAGAGAGUAUCGCUCAAGUUAUUCACGCACAUCCCCACUUGAUUAACCUGCUCUACGUGAACUUCGCUAUGGUUCAUUAUCCUGAAGUGGAUGAAGCACAACUCAUGCCAACCCUCUCUUAUCAACGUCUCCACCUGUCCCAACCUCUCUCAGACCAAGAACUCUAUGAGAAGAUCCGAAAGACUGCUGCUAAUAAGCACGAAUUUCAGGUUCUCGAGGCCUUCCUGAUCUUCAACAAACAUGUUCUCAAGACUAACUUCUACCAACCGACCAAAGUCGCGCUGUCGUUCCGGUUAGCACCAGAGUUCUUGCCUGAGGUCGAGUACCCCAAAAAGCCAUUCGGGAUGUUCCUCGUAAUCGGCAAUGAAUUCCGUGGGUUCCACAUCAGGUUUAGGGAUGUUGCCAGGGGUGGUAUUCGAAUUGUCAUGUCGCGAAACAGGGAAUCGUACUCGAUCAACCAGCGGAUGCUGUUUGACGAGAACUAUGGACUCGCUUCGACACAGAACCUUAAGAACAAGGAUAUUCCAGAAGGUGGUGCCAAAGGUACCAUUCUGCCUGCUCUGGGUGCCUCUCCCCUCCUGUGCUUCGAGAAGUACGUCGAUGCCAUCAUCGAUCUUCUUAUCCCGGGACAAAGUCCAGGCAUCAAGGAACGUCUGGUUGACUUGUACGGAAAACCAGAACUUCUUUUCUUCGGUCCCGAUGAGGGUACUGCAGAUAUGAUGGACUGGGCAGCACUCCAUGCCCGUCACCGUGGUGCCGAUGCUUGGUGGAAGUCCUUCACCACCGGCAAGAGCGCAGAGACUCUCGGUGGUGUGCCUCAUGAUACCUACGGAAUGACGUCGCUCUCUAUUAGGCAAUACGUUCUUGGUAUCUACAAGCAGCUUGGCCUCAGGGAGAAGGAUAUCACAAAGGUGCAGACUGGUGGCCCUGACGGGGACCUCGGUUCCAAUGAGAUCAAGCUUAGCUCAGAUAAGACCAUCGCUGUCAUUGACGGAAGUGGUGUGCUCGCUGACCCUCACGGUAUCAACCGAGAAGAGCUCAUUCGACUUGCGACACUUCGUGUUCCAAUUUCGCAUUUCGACCGCUCGAAGCUUAGUAAGGACGGAUAUGUCGUACUUGUUGAAGACCAGGACGUCAAAUUGCCUUCUGGCGAAGUUGUUCUGGAUGGUACCGACUUCCGUAAUGGCGCUCAUCUCAGGUUUAAGGCGGAUCUCCUUGUACCUUGUGGUGGACGUCCGGAAGCUGUAAACAUCUCGAAUGUCGCUGCACUGGUUGACUCGGAAGGCAAGCCCCACUUCAAGUACAUCGUUGAGGGUGCGAACCUCUUCAUCACUCAACAAGCUCGCCUGUACCUCGAGAAACGCAAGGUCAUCCUCUACAAGGACUCUAGCGCCAAUAAGGGCGGUGUUACGAGUUCAUCGCUUGAAGUCCUUGCUGGGCUUUCUCUCUCGUCGGAGGAGUACACCAGACUCAUGAUCUUCAAAGAUGGAAAACCAUCAGAGUUCUACCAGAACUACGUCAAAGAUAUCCAACAAAAGAUCACCGAGAACGCGGCUGCCGAGUUCCACUGUAUCUGGAAGGAACACGCUCGUCUGCAAGGCUCCAAACCCCGUACACUCAUCUCCGAUGAGCUCUCCGGCAAGUUGAACGCACUGCAAGAAGAGCUUGAGGCUUCGGAUCUUUUCGAUGACGUGCCGAGCAAGAGGGGUGUCAUGAACCGGGCGAUCCCCAAAACAUUGAUUAACGAACUCGGUCUGGAUACAUUUUUGGACAGGCUACCAGAGGCGUACCAGCGUGCUUUGUUCUCCAGUUGGGUCGCUUCUCACUUCAUUUACAAGUACGGAGUCAACGGUUCUUCUGUCGACUUCUUCCACUUUGCUAGAGACCUUGCUGUAUGAUGAUCCGCUUUGCUUUCUUCGCCUGAUUGUCGCUAUUGUCGUUUUGUUUGCAUGGACAUUCAUGUUCUUUUAAGAGCUCCUCACUACAUUCAAGUAAUACCAAGUCAAAACGCACCUUGUCGCAUUAACUAGAAUGUCGAUUGUAAUUGUAUUUCCCAACAUUUUACGCCUGCUCAAUGUCUCAGCUGGAUACUGCUAAGUUAGCCACGGUUGAAUUAUUC
Messenger RNA from Somion occarium, 4455 nucleotides. The record is from the annotation of a GenBank genome assembly. Lineage: Eukaryota; Fungi; Basidiomycota; Agaricomycetes; Polyporales; Cerrenaceae.